GUCUACUUUCACAUUAACACUUAUAUUUUCAACCUGAACUACAUCGCUUUCCACAUUCAAAUACAUUAAUAUCCCAGUGAAGAUCCCGAAAGAAAAUGCAGAACGGACCAAAUGAUAAAUACCCCGAAAAGUUCAAUUUCAAUGAGGAGGUCCUUCGCGUGAAGAUCCAGUUCGGUCUGAUGCUCUUCGCCGAUAUGGAGGAAGCCAUUUUUAAUGAGAGUGAGCCCGAGGAUACCAACGAUGAGGAAACAAGUCCCAUGGAGGUCAGCAGUGAGGACAGCGAUAGACAUAUCUAAAUUCACUACCAUGGACGUCACUCUCAAAAUUUCGCCGGCUAUCAUUAUCAUCCAAUAAAGUUCUGUGGCAUAUUGUGUCCUGUCGUCAUCCGUCAUGAUCUGUUUUCGGGAUCGCUUAUUGUCCCUUAGCUCAUCGCUCACUUGUGCUCUAAGCGGAUUAGGUUUCACCCAGAAACGUGUUCGGGACAAAGGACUCCAUGGGGGAAGCGGAAAAAAAAGAAUAAAACAAAAAGAAGUUCGAUCCAGAAAUGCACUUGCUACAUGGUUAUUGCAUCAUCGCCUUAUUGCCCUAAUGCGAUUAGCAUUCAUUUUUAAUCGUGCCUCAUUGGAAUUGGGUUUUUCGUCUAAGUCUUUCGAUAGACUGCCUGCAUUUCCGCUCUUUAAGUCCUCUGCACUGGGAAAAAUCAUAUAUGCUAGGGGAGAUCUAUAAUUUUAAAACGGAAACCUGGCUGCUCAUUACGCAAUUUUUCGGGAGGGUGUUCCCCUGUGAAGUGGUCCAUUGUCAGUGCCCUAGACCAGAAAAGCAAACUGUCUCGAGAGCGAGUGACUUGAGACUGACGAAAUUGUGGCGAAAGUACAAGUACAGUCACCACCGUUUGGACAACCCCCCUCCUCAAUGCCAACCCCUCGAGGAACAAAGGGAGUUGAAUGCUUCACCAUGGAGUGGGUCAACGUGGAGCGUGCUCAGGCUGUGAAAUUGCAAACCAGAACAACACUUUCGUCGAUAAUCACGAGGGUCAUUCGAUGGGUCAAGUGUCGCCGCAGCGCGUGGCAACCCCUUCGAAAAAGGGGGAGAAUGGAGAACCCAUGGGGAAAAUCUGAAGAACUUAACCAAGGCCAGAUAGGGAAAAUUUGUGAUCGUUAUAGAUGCAAAUCAACGACGAGGCAGGCGGGCACUCGAUGUUAUUUAAAUUCAUAAAUGUAUGUCAUUUUACCUUAAGGGUUUUUUCAGCUGCUUUGAUUGUUACUUUAAAAUAUUUUAAG
Molecule: messenger RNA, 1280 nt
Organism: Drosophila suzukii
Lineage: Eukaryota; Metazoa; Arthropoda; Insecta; Diptera; Drosophilidae
Source: RefSeq, a predicted model, not a curated record